AUGAACAAAAUUCUCAUAAGACUAGUGAUUGUUUCGGCCAUUGGGGUUUUGAGUCAAACUUCACGAAAUGAUAUCCCAGAAGAUGCCACGAUGACCUUCAGUGAGCUAGCUGACAAGUACGGGCACAAAGCUGAAGAACAUGACGUCAUCUCUGGGGGCGGGUAUAUCCUGACGCUGUUCCAUAUCCCUGGAGAUAAACAUCGGCCGAUACUUCUCAUACAUGGCGCCAUCGACUCCGCCGACAGCUACAUCAUGAGGGGCAACACGUCACUGGUCAUCGCGUUAGCAAGGGACAAAUACGACGUGUGGGUCAUGAACUACCGCGGCAACAGAUACGCGCGCCGACACACCAGCAUGGACGCCGACUCUAACCAAGAGUACUGGGACUUCAGUCUCACAGAAAUAGGAUACUAUGACGUACCAGCUAACAUCGACUAUGUUCUGAAUAAAACUGGUGAAGACAAAUUAAGUGUGAUCGGAUAUUCAGAGGGAACCAUGUCCAUGUACCUUCUAGGAGCCACGCGGCCCGAGUACAACGAUAAAGUUAAGAUAUUCAUAUCGUUGGCUCCAGUCUGUACCCUAAAAAACACAAAGCCUUUGGCGUCAAUAGUAAUACAGAUCGCACCGUUGUUAAACGUCGCACUGGAAGCGAUCAACAGAAACGAGUUAUUGGGACAGAACUCAACGUUACGAGCCUUAUUAACCGAUUUGUGCUCUCAGAAAGUUGGAUACCAAGUGUGUUUGAUUAAUGGACUGUUUCUUCUGACUGGUGCUGAUGCUAAGGAGAUAGAGCCAGAGUUCUUCCCUGUGGUUGUAGGACACUUCCCGGCUGGAACUUCAAGGAAGAAUAUAAACCAUUUAGUGCAGAUAAGCUUAAGCGGGAAGUUUAGGGACUAUGACUACGGAAUGAUGAAGAAUAUGGAAAAGUAUAGGAGGUUGACUCCCCCGGAGUAUGACUUGAGUAAAGUGACCAUGAAGGUUGCAUUGAUCGCAGCUAAGAAUGACAAGUUAUCUACCAUCAAGGAUGUUGAGUGGCUAAGGGAACGGUUACCAAAUGUGGUGGACUACACGGUCAUGAAGAGUGAUGUAUUCAAUCACGUGGAUUACAUUUGGGGCAGGACUGCGUACAAGACAUUGUUUCCACAUAUAUUCCGACUACUGAACAAGUACAAUAAAUGA
This is a messenger RNA of Spodoptera littoralis (African cotton leafworm), 1179 nucleotides long. NCBI's taxonomy places the organism in Eukaryota, Metazoa, Arthropoda, Insecta, Lepidoptera, Noctuidae. The record is from the annotation of a GenBank genome assembly.